Geodia barretti is the source of this 950-nucleotide messenger RNA. The record is from the annotation of a GenBank genome assembly. Lineage: Eukaryota; Metazoa; Porifera; Demospongiae; Tetractinellida; Geodiidae.
CCCCAGCCCUGCACGUGAGCGUGCAGGAGUUCGUCGGCAACAGGCUCUGACCUUGCGUUGGAGUUUGUUAGCGAAAAGGUAUCAGCGUUCCAGAGAAUUGCCCACCACAUGGAUGCCGCCCGAGGCAGCAACGAUUGGCGUUCCCGCUUCGGGUCAGCGGAAAGGCUUCACCAGCACUUCUAUCAUGGAGACCUGACAACCGACCUUCUGCGAAGCCACAGACGGAUUACCGAGUACGGCACCCUGGAACUACUGAGGACACUGUGAGCCGACACGUCGGCGGCUAAUCUCCAGACGCAGAUAUGUUACCAGUUACUAACAAUCAGGAAAGGCAACGUACACCGCCAUGGCCCACGUCCCAAGCCGGAAGGCAGCCGCAAUCCUCGGGCUGCACCCCAAUACCCUGAGGUCCUAUGCCAACAAGGGCAAAAUCCCCCACUACCGAAACGCCGCCGGACAGCGCCUCUAUGACGUCGACUCCUACCUCCAAGGCAACCAGGAAAACAACCAGGAAACAACCAGGAGGCAGAAACAGUCUGCUACUGCCGCGUCAGCUCCCACAAGCAAAAAGACGACCUGCAAAGACAGGUCCAGUUCAUGCAGGAACGUUCCCUGACGCAAAUAUCGUCACCGACGUCGGAGGCGGGCUCAACUUCCAAAGGAAGGGACUUGUCUCCCUACUGGAACGACUCCAUCGCGGAGAUAAGCUCCAGAUUGUGGUUGCCCACAGAGACCGCCUCGCCAGGUUCGGCUUUGAACUCAUCCAGUGGAUGGCCGAGCAGAACGGCGGCGAGAUCCUGGUUCUGGACAACACGGAUCACAGCCCCCAACAGGAACUCACCGAGGAUAUUCUCGCCAUCCUCCAUACCUUCAGUUGCCGGCUCCACGGACUCCGCCGCUACCGAAACCAAAUCCAAGCGGAUAAGGAUCUAUCCGACAGCGGACCAGCG